AUGAUUUUUGGGCUUGGAAGACUAUUCUACGUGACACUAUUAUUGAUCAAUGCUGUUGCUGUUCUAAGUGAAGAGAGGUUUUUAUCGAGGAUCGGUUUAGGAAGAUCCGGUUCGGAAGCACCUGCGUUUGGGCAGAAUGCUAAUUCUACAAAAUCGAAAGUUGUACAGCUGAUAGGCGCUGUUCAAACGCUAUUAAGAAACAGAACUAUGCAAGAACUAACACACUCAGUUCCUCUUAUUGGUAUAAACAUACUAGUUAUUGUUUACGAGCUAUUAUUGGGUUGA
Molecule: messenger RNA, 285 nt
Organism: Nakaseomyces glabratus
Lineage: Eukaryota; Fungi; Ascomycota; Saccharomycetes; Saccharomycetales; Saccharomycetaceae
Gene: YOS1
Product: Yos1p
Biological process (GO): endoplasmic reticulum to Golgi vesicle-mediated transport
Cellular component (GO): endoplasmic reticulum membrane; COPII-coated ER to Golgi transport vesicle; Golgi membrane
Source: RefSeq, a predicted model, not a curated record